This is a messenger RNA of Cucurbita pepo subsp. pepo (vegetable marrow), 783 nucleotides long. RefSeq lists its product as uncharacterized. The record is from RefSeq and is a predicted model, not a curated record. Gene Ontology annotation, molecular function: structural constituent of ribosome. Gene Ontology annotation, cellular component: mitochondrial large ribosomal subunit. NCBI's taxonomy places the organism in Eukaryota, Viridiplantae, Streptophyta, Magnoliopsida, Cucurbitales, Cucurbitaceae. Gene Ontology annotation, biological process: translation.
GUGGGCAUUUCCAAAUUCCUAAAACCCCGUCGUCAUCUUAGGCCGAUUUGCACCGCCGGUAUACUGAAAGCAGCACUGCUACUUGCUCGCAGCUAUGGCGUUGAGGAUUUUGAGGGCGGUCGAAGGUCAGACGGGUUCGAUGUUUGGGUUGAAGGCGAUGACUAAGGUUUUACCCCAUUCUUCGCCGAUAUCUGGGAUCAUGGACCGUAAGGAUUCCGCGCCGCCGCUUGUUCUGCCGGAGUUUAACCAUGAAUCUGAUAGGGAUAGGAUCAACAAUUGCAGUAUUGUGGGAUUUGGUUUCCCUAGUUUAUCUUUUUCCGGGUCGAUGGAGCUCAUGGCUGUUCCUAAGAGGAAGACUUCUCCACAUAAAAGGGGCAUAAGAAAUGGCCCAAAGGCUCUAAAACCUAUUCCAGUUAUAAUUCGGUGCAAGAGUUGUGGUAAGGUCAAGCUGCCUCACUUCUAUUGUUGCAGUGGAAGAACAGGGGAGCAGGAUAACUCAGCCAGAUGAGGCAAUGCAGGGCAAAAAGGACGGACUGUAAGCGCAUAAAUCCCCAAAUAAUCUUUCCCAUACAAAGGGGGCCAUAGUUUCCUUUUCGAGUAUUCUUCUUCAUUAGGUUCUUUGAAUUUUGCUUCUCUACUUCCCUUUCAAAAGGACGCAGGUUGUAAGAUUUAACAUACACCAUUGAUUAGCUUUUGAACACAUCCUUGCUCUGUACUUAACCAGCAAACUUAAGUUCUACCAUGUCUGAAAUGCGACUCUUUUAGCCUUUGUUCUUCUUCUUC